Sesamum indicum (sesame) is the source of this 1126-nucleotide messenger RNA. RefSeq lists its product as uncharacterized. NCBI's taxonomy places the organism in Eukaryota, Viridiplantae, Streptophyta, Magnoliopsida, Lamiales, Pedaliaceae. Gene Ontology annotation, biological process: phloem development. The record is from RefSeq and is a predicted model, not a curated record.
AAUAAAUAACUCAUAUUCGAAGUAAACAAACAUGCAGCCCGCUGCAAAUGCAGUUGGCGUGGAAGAUGAUAUCUUGUACUUGGACAAGCAGAAAUUCAUAAGCUUGGCGAAUAAGACGUUGUCUCUGUCCGACAACGAUGAGGCAGACUUGAAAGAUCUUCUUAAGCUUGUUAGUGUUAUCUUCGAACCUAAUAAGGAGGAAGCAAAGCUGGAAAGGACGACGCAGAGGACUGAUUCUGCAAGUCGCGCUCGGGGGGCAAUAUUGCAACGUUAUGCAAGUAUCAUAGGCCAAGAGAUAGCAAUUCAAGAUGGGAAAAGUGACAGUGACAAGACGUUGAAAAUACUAGACGCGCAUCCAGAAAUACCCUUGAAAACUAAGGCGAUACUAGCCUUAGUUGCUUUUGGGACCAUGUAUGGCAAAGCGCGGCUUGCUGCCCUCUCUCGCAGCACAAAUCAACUUGCGAGGUCGAUUGCGCAGUUGAAACAACAGCCGGACGUACAAGGUGAUGAUCUUAAGAAAUGGUUUGAGGCGCUCAGCAGAGUUAUCAAGCUGACACUCGACAUUGCUGGCCGGCUCAUGGAUUUGAAGGAGACACAGUCUCUCUCCGUAAACGACAGGUUGCUUUUAUCCACAACGGUGUAUAGAAUCGUCAAUAUUGUUGUUAUUUGUUGGUCACAAGUAAUGACAAUUUUGGUCAAGCAUAUCAGGAACGACAUGUACUCAUUUUUAUGCCUCCUUGAAAGUUGGGAAAGGGAGCUAAGUAAUAAACGUCAUGAGAUUGAAAGGAAAUCAUCCCGAAAAGAUUUGUUAACUCAAGAAGCAGUUUUACCUGAACAGUCCAGUCAGCUCAUAAAACCGUCGAGCAGUACUAGUUGUUGGAUGAAGCUGUGCCAAUUGCUAACUCUCACAUCUGUAAAAUCAAACAAUAAGUAACGAUAAAAUUCACCCCUUGUCUGAUCAUCGUCGUUCUGCCGAAGGUGCUUUACGAGGAGAUGAAAAGCAAUAUUGGAGACAAAAGUCACGAUGAUAAACCAAUUGUGAGAUGAUAUUAAAAUCUACUUAUAUUCUGUAUUCUUUUAGCUUGAUAUACUGGAAAUUGAUGGAUAUACAAUUUAUUUUAUAUUA